AUGCUGUGGUACGUUUUGCUCCUUGGGGGCUACCUGUCAGCAUCACAGUGUUCUGGGGACCCUGAGGCCAUCCUUAGAAUGGACAUUGGAACCAUCAGCCGUGCGGUCUCCACCGUGCUGAAUGAGAGUGAUGUUCUCCAGAAGCUGGUAGAGGGAGCGACAGAAAAAAAGGCAACCACGAAACCCAUCAAAGGCAUCUUCGUGCUGAAGGUGAUGGAGCUCUGUGCCAUGGAGGUAGCGCUGUGGCUCUCACCUGGUGUGGGGGUCUCUAUGGCUGUGCCGGUCCGGAUGACCCUCACGGGGAAAAGCUUUAUAGGAGGAAAAAUGGAGAUCCCGAUGGCUGCCAACCUGAGCACCAGCAGUCGGAUGGUGCAGGACAUGCAGGGCUGCCCCCAGCUCAGCACCAGGCGCUGCCACGUGGCACUGAUCCACAGCUGGGCCAACCUGCCCCACCGCAUGCUGCCCUUGAUCAUGAGCAAGUUCCUGGAUAGCACCCUCCAGAAAGUGCUGCAUGGCCUGCUGUGUCCAGCCAUGGCCAUGGUGCUCGACCUGGUGAAUGCAAAGUUUGCCAACAUGAUGCAUGCAAUCCCUCUUGGGAAUGCUGGGAUGCUCCAAUAUGCCCUGCUGAACCCCCCCGUGGUGAGAGAAGCUUUCAUCCAGCUGGAGCUGAAGGCCACUCUCCACAGCAAGGAGGGAGAGGAGGUUGCCCUGCGCUCAGAGCUGCCACCUCUCACUUCCCUCCCACCGAAGAGGGAAGCAGCCUCUCAGCUCAUCCUGGCUGCGAGCUUCCUGAGUGCCGAGCUCUCCAUCAUGCAGGCAUUCUUUGGCCUGAACAUUACCAAUGGCAUGGUUCUGGGGCUUGUCCCGCUGGUGACCACGAUGCUGGGAGCCCUCAUUCCUGAGAUCUCCAGCACGCUGCCUCCAUCACGGCCAGUGGUGAUUGAAAUGCAAGAGACACAACCACCGCUGGUGACAAUAACCCCAGAGAAAAGCACCGUGCACCUCUUCAGCACUGCCAAGUUCUGGGCUUCCAGUCCUGGCUCUGCUCCUGGAUCCCUCUUUAUCCUGGAUGUGCACUCUGAGCUGGGUGUGCGGUUUGCUGUCACAGAAGAGAGGCUGCAGUUCUCCCUGACGCUGCAUAGCCUGUCCCACGUGGCUGUGGUGAACUCCUCCAUCGGUGCGUUCAAUGUGCUGCCGCUGAGAGGAGUCCUGGCAGACAUUAUUCAUGUGGCUUAUGUGCCAUCCAUCAACAGAGCACUGCGAGGAGGGGUCCCACUACCCCCACUGCUGGGCACCCCGUACCGGCGUGUGGAGCUCAGGAGGGUGCAGGAUGGGCUGGUGCUGGACGUGCCUGUGGUGGAGUCCUGA
Molecule: messenger RNA, 1368 nt
Organism: Tympanuchus pallidicinctus (lesser prairie-chicken)
Lineage: Eukaryota; Metazoa; Chordata; Aves; Galliformes; Phasianidae
Gene: BPIFB6
Product: BPI fold containing family B member 6
Exons: 15
Coding region: 1-1368 (455 amino acids)
Molecular function (GO): lipid binding
Source: RefSeq, a predicted model, not a curated record